Molecule: messenger RNA, 2783 nt
Organism: Macaca mulatta (Rhesus monkey)
Lineage: Eukaryota; Metazoa; Chordata; Mammalia; Primates; Cercopithecidae
Source: RefSeq, a predicted model, not a curated record
AUGCCGUCCAAGCUGUCACAGCGCUGCAGAGAUCUUGUUUAUGGCCACUUAAGAGGAGAACCAGGCAACCAGCCAGCCCUGGUCCAAGGCAUCCUGGAGUGUAUGGUGGACAGCCCUGUGCCCCACCAGACAGUGCACCUGGAGGACCUGGAUGAGAGUGGUGAGCCCUGGGCCAGGGAGUCAGUGCUACCUGGCAUCCUCUGGCCCCCCUACCUAGCUGAGGGGCUGAGCCUGAGCCUGCCGAUCUCUCUUGGGCUCACCCUGCACCUGUGGGACAUGUAUUUGCUGGAAGGGGAACAGGUGUUGAUGGCAAUAACAAGCAUUGCCUUUAAGGUUCAGAGGAAGGGAGGUCUGUCCGGGAGGGCUGGAGCAGUGCACAAUGACACCAAGCCCAUUCCCUACAUGAUGCAGAUGAAAGUCGGGAGUGUGGCACUGGAAGAGACAGAUGAGCACAGGAGCCCUGGUCUGAGAGAGGUGUGGGAGGAAGGCCAGAGCAUCUACUGGGAGCUGAGGGCUGAUGUCCACCUGGGUACCGUCCAGGUUCUCUGCAUGGACAAGUACAGGCUGAGGAGCUGCCUGGACGAGGCAUAGCUGUUGUUGGUGGUGACCAGCACAUCUGGGAAUGGAGACUGCGCCAGCAAUGGAGAGAAACUGAAGAAAUCCCUCUUCAUGCUGAAAGAGCUCACCAACAAAUUCAGGUAUGCCGUGUUUGUCCUCAGCUCCAGCAGGUACCCUCAGUUCUGCGCCUUUGCUUAUGACUUCAACCAGAAGCUAUCCCACCUGGGGGCCUCUCAGCUCACCCUGACGUGGGAAGAGGAUGAGCUCAGUGGGCAGGAGGACGCCUUCCUCAGCAGGGCCGUGCAAAACUUCAAGGCAGCCUGUGAGACAUUUGAUGUCCGAGGCAAACAGCACAUUCAGAUCCCCAAGCUCUACACCUCCAGUGUGACCUGGGACCCACACCACUACAGGCUCGUGCAGGACUCACAGCCUUUGGACCUCAGCAAAGCCCUCAGCAACGUGCACGCCAAGAACGUGUUCACCAUGAGGCUCAAAUCUCGGCAGAACCUACAGAGUCCGACAUCCAGCCACACCACCAUCCUGGUGGAAGUCUCUUGUGAGGAGGGCCAAGGUCUGAACUACCUGCCAGGGAAGCACCUUGGGGUUUGUCCAGGCAACCAGCCGGCCCUGGUCCAAGGCAUCCUGGAGCAAGUGGUGGACAGCCCCGCACCCCACCAGACAGUGCGCCUGGAGGCCCUGGACGAGAGCAACAGCUACCGGUUCAGUGACAAGAGGCUGCCCCGCUGCUCACUCAGCCAAGUCCUCACCUACUUCCUGGAUAUCAACCCCCCAGCCCAGCUGCUGCUCCAAAAGUUGGCCCAGGUGGCCAUAGAAGAGCCUGAGAGACACAGGCUGGAGGCCGUGUGCCAGGUGAAGAUCAGGGCUGAGUACACCAAGUGGAAGUUCACCAAUAGCCCCACGUUCCUGGAGGUGCUGGAGGAGUUCCCAUCCCUGUGGGUGUCUACUGGCUUCCUGCUCUCCCGGCUCCCCAUUCUGAAGCCCAGGUUCUACUCCAUGAGCUCCUCCCUGGAUCACACGCCCACAAAGAUCCACCUGACUGUGGCUGUGGUGAUGUCCCACACCCGGGAUGGCCAGGGUCCCCUGCACCACGGCGUCUGCAGCACAUGGCUCAACAGCCUGAAGCCCCGAGACCCAAUGCCCUGCUUUAUACGAAAGGCUGGCCCCCUCUUCUCCUGUCCUCUUCAGCUCCCCGAGGACCCCUCCCAUCCUUGCAUCCUCGUCGGGCCUGGCACAGACAUCGCCCCCUUCCGCAGUUUCUGGCAGCAGCGGCUCCAUGACUCCCAGCACAAGGGUAAGGCUGGAGGCCGCAGGACCCUGGUCUUCUGGUGCUGCCGCCCAGGUGAGGACCGCACCUACCGCGAGGAGAUGCUGGAGAUGACCCGGAAGCGGGUGCUGCAUGCGGUGCACAUCUAUUCCCGCCUGCCUGGCAAGCCCAAGGUCUAUGUUCAGGACAUCCUGCGGCAGCAGCUGGCCAGCGAGGUGCUCCGUGUGCUCCAUGAGGAGCCGGGCCACCUCUAUGUUUGUGGGGAUGUGCGCAUGGCCUGGGAUGUCGCCCACACCCUGAAGCAGCUGGUGGCUGCCAAGCUGAACUUGAGUGAGGAGCAGGUCGAGGACUAUUUCUUUCAGCUCAAGAGCCGGAAGUGCUUUCAUGAAGAUACCUUUGGUGCUGUAUUUACCUACAAGCGGACAAGGCGGCAGCGCAGCCCUGGAGCCUGCAGAUGUGGGCCUCUGACGGCCCACAGGAGGGGUUAAAACUGCCGGCACAGAACUUAACCAAGGAGCCAGCUCUGCAUUAUCUGAGGUCACAGGGCCUGGGGAGAUGGAGGAAAGUGUUAUCCCCUAGCCUCACAUCUUAUUUUUUCACUUCGUUCCCCAUCAAGCCCUUUACUUGACCUCCUACCAAGUAGCACCCUGGAUUGAUCGGAGCCUCCUGUCUCAAGCUGGGGCCUCCCUGGUCCCUUGGAGACGAAAUCUUCAGUGCUAGACCUGGCAAGUGGGUGAAAGAUGGAACCCGCUGCUGAGUGCACCACUUCAAGUGACCACCAGGUGGUGCUGUUGCGGCACUGUGUGUUUAACUGCCUUGUGUACAGUUACUUAUGCCUCUGUUUAAAAAACUAACACCCUAGUCUGUUCCCAACGGCUACUUGGGCCUUCCCUGUAUGGUUCCUUGAUGGAGAUAUUUAUAUGAUGGAAUUUUACUUUAA